Talaromyces proteolyticus is the source of this 384-nucleotide messenger RNA. RefSeq names its product cytochrome b5-like heme/steroid binding domain-containing protein. NCBI's taxonomy places the organism in Eukaryota, Fungi, Ascomycota, Eurotiomycetes, Eurotiales, Trichocomaceae. The record is from RefSeq and is a predicted model, not a curated record. The transcript is spliced from 3 exons. Gene Ontology annotation, cellular component: membrane; endomembrane system. Bases 1 to 384 code for a protein of 127 amino acids.
AUGACUGAACACGAGCCUGAGCCCAAGCGCUUCGAGCCCAAAGUCCCCGUACAGCUCGACCCGCCCAAGGACGACCCCAUCACAGUAGAGGAAUUGUCCAAAUCUGACGGGACGGACCCGAAUCGUCCGACAUUGGUCGCAAUCAAAGGAACUGUUUUCGACGUCAGCAAGAAUGCCGCAUAUGCGCCUGGAGGACAAUACCAUGUCUUCGCUGGCAAGGACCCCUCUCGCGCAUUGGCAUCCUCGUCCUUGAAGCCCGAAGAUUGUCGCCCGGACUGGUACGACUUGGAGGAGAAGGAAAAGACCGUGCUGGAUGAGUGGUUCCUCUUUUUCAGCAAGAGGUAUAAUAUUGUUGGAAAGAUCCAGGGUGCUACAAAUGCUUGA